AUGCUAGCAGCAGGGGACAAGGCCCUCGGCCAGGGGCGCGGACACUAUCAAGAGGCACUCUCCAAGUAUACCGGUGUCCUCACCCGCUGGCCCAAGAAUGAGCGUGCCCUGUACAGUCGUGCCGAGCUCUACUCAAUGAUGCGGCAGCGCGCGGCAGCGCUGGACGACGUGAACAUGCUCCUGAGCAUCAGCAAGGAGCAUCCACAGGGACUGGCACUGCGUAUGUCGCUGAACAUGCAGCUGGGCAAUCUCUUGGACGCCCACCGGGAUGGCCAGCUCCUUGUACGCGUCUAUAAAGCGCUCAAUAAGCCUGAGAGAGCGCAGAAGACGGCGGAGCAGGUUCGCCAUCUGGAGCGGUACACGGCGCGUUGGACGGCCCUGUCGGACUUGUGGUCGCAGCCGGUGGCGGCAUACACAGUAGUCCCCAACGACGCGGGCCUCCUGCGCAAGUACAAAGAAUGCGUCGAUCUCCUAGCCAAAGUAAUUCGCGAAUUUUCGAGCGACAGCGUAGAGCUCCGGCUACGUCGUGCUGCCUGUGCGCUAGCAUCAGGCGAUAACAUCGCCGCCACGCAGGAACUCAAAUAUGUCACUCAGCGCAGCCCACAGAACCUCGACGUCAUCGCCCUCAACGCACAAGCGCUGCGCAGCCUCGGCGCGCUGGAUCAGUCUAUAUCGGAACUGCGCCGCUGUCUUAGCUUUGACCCCGAGCAUAUUCCGUGUGCAAACCUGCACAAACUGAUCCGCCAGCAGCAGCGCAUGAUGAAGAACAUAGUGAAGGGACUGCAGGACAAGAAGUUUGAGACGGUAAUACAGCUGAUCGCCGAGGCCCGCGCAGCGGAGCCGAACGCGCCGUACGAAGAGCAGUUGGCGGCGUGGCAUUGCGAAGCGCUUGUGGGUUUGCGCAAUACAGACGAGGGUAUUCGUGUAUGUCAGGCGCUUGUGGACCGCUACGACGGCGCGAGCAGCCCCACCGUCUUCGAGGCACACAUCCGCCUUGUGGAGUUGCACCUGCUUGAUGACAACACAGCAGCAGCAGAGGCGGCGCUGCAGAGGGCACACGAGCUGCGGCAGCACGACAGUAAGGUGGAGGAGAUGCGAGUGAAGAUCGAGAAAUUGAAGCGCAGCGGUGCUCGCAAGGACUACUACAAGAUAUUGGGUCUCAAGAAGACGGCAUCGGCGCAGGACAUCCGACGUGCGUACCGCAAGCUGGCCAAGUCAAGCCAUCCCGACCAGCUGCGCUCGAGGGACAUGACGGAGAAGGAGCGAGAACGGCAGGAGAAGAUGUUCCGUGAUGUCAAUGAGGCGAAGGAGGUGCUCCUGGACGAGGAAAAGCGCGCCCGGUAUGACAAUGGGGAGGACGUCAACCAGCCCUCUGCGCAACGGGGUGAGCCGUCUUUCGGUACCAGCUUUGCCGGCGGCUUUCCGGGAGGUUUCCCGGGUGGCUUUCCAGGCGGCUUUCCAGGCGGCUUCCCGGGGGGUUUCCCGGGAGGUUUCCAUCAGCAGCGCGGCGGUCAUCAUCAGUUCUUCUUCUUCAAUCAGGAGAACUAA
Leishmania braziliensis MHOM/BR/75/M2904 is the source of this 1548-nucleotide messenger RNA. RefSeq lists its product as hypothetical. NCBI's taxonomy places the organism in Eukaryota, Euglenozoa, Kinetoplastea, Trypanosomatida, Trypanosomatidae. Gene Ontology annotation, biological process: protein folding in endoplasmic reticulum. The transcript has a single exon. Bases 1 to 1548 code for a protein of 515 amino acids. Gene Ontology annotation, molecular function: protein-folding chaperone binding; misfolded protein binding. The record is from RefSeq and is a predicted model, not a curated record. Gene Ontology annotation, cellular component: endoplasmic reticulum.